AUGGUGAAUCUUGUGACUGAUUUGACAUUAAUUCUUACAUAUCAGGUUGACACAUUCUUUGCUGUUGGAUCAGCUCUUGGUGAGAAGGGCAAAGAUUAUAUGGAUGAAGAAAAUAUAAUUGAAGAGAUGCUGGUUUGUCGUCAAAUGUUCAACAUUUUUCACCCAUAUGAUCCUGUAGCAUAUAGAGUAGAACCACUUGUUUGUAAAGAGUUCCUCACCGUACGUCCAGUUAUUAUCCCUUACCAUAGAGGUGGAAAGAGGCUGCAUAUAUGGGUUCCAGGAAUUUACUUAAGAUGUAGCUGCUCGUUCUCAGGCAAUAGUGGACCAAUUCAACUCUGUAAGGGUGGGUUCUGAUACUAUUCAUUGUUAGUUUCU
Messenger RNA from Pistacia vera, 375 nucleotides. Its product is annotated as phospholipase SGR2-like. Bases 1 to 354 code for a protein of 117 amino acids. Gene Ontology annotation, cellular component: cytoplasm. The record is from RefSeq and is a predicted model, not a curated record. Lineage: Eukaryota; Viridiplantae; Streptophyta; Magnoliopsida; Sapindales; Anacardiaceae. The transcript has 4 exons. Gene Ontology annotation, molecular function: metal ion binding; glycerophospholipase activity.